AUGAACAUGAACUCAACAAAUAGAGCCAAGCCCGUCACCUCAGCUGACUACCGAACUCUUGCCUAUGUAGAAUUGACCGCUGACACUGUCUUUGGGUCUGGGUACGACAUAGCCGUUCUCGUGCACCAAAGUCAUUUCGACUCGAAUGACUAUCUUGCUACCCUUACUGCCCAUUCCACCAGCCCAGCGCCCGGUCAGCCUCAGCUUGUAGAUCUUGGACUGCAUAGUGGAACGACGAGAGAAGAGGCAUUGCUGGGCCUGUUGCAUACCCUGGAAGAAAUGGCAGCCAUGAGAAGUAAUGCGAAUAGGAUGAAAUCGAAGAAAGAGGUUACAGAAAACAAGCAGAAGAGCGGGCAGCUGAUAGAGGAGAUGGCGGAGGAGCAUAACGAGGAAAGAUGA
Messenger RNA from Alternaria burnsii, 399 nucleotides. RefSeq lists its product as uncharacterized. NCBI's taxonomy places the organism in Eukaryota, Fungi, Ascomycota, Dothideomycetes, Pleosporales, Pleosporaceae. The transcript has a single exon. Bases 1 to 399 code for a protein of 132 amino acids. The record is from RefSeq and is a predicted model, not a curated record.